AUGGUCUUUCAUCGACACCCACUAGCCGACGAUUUGGGUCUAGAUGAUCGAACCCUCGCACAAAUGAGCCUCAUCAUCUCUACCGAGGUUCCUUCUCGUGGCGAGAUCCAACUCAAAGACUCCGACGACACCGAUAAAUCCCACCAAAGCGCAAAGACAGUCAAAGGACCCUCCAUUGCAACCGAUGAGUCGGAGGUUGGUAGCCAGGACGAAGGCCCCCAACUGGCUUCUUGGUUUGAAGCCACGCACCGACGGCCUCGACGGUACGAUGCAGCUAAGCGACUCGAGACCACCUUGGUACCCAUAGCCGAGGACCCAGAGGGUGAACGCCUCUCUGAGCAACUAGAUCCCCCCACAAGCCAUCUUAGCAAAGCUGGUGCCAGCAGCCCGACAGCGCCGUCAGACACAAGUUCCAUCGAGACUCUGGCCGCCGCAGUUAGUGCAGUUUCUCCCAAUGAUCUGGAAGCCAGACGUUUAUCGGUCUCUGACAUCGGCGAUCUCCCUAAACCAGCGACGUUCGAACCCUCUCCAGUCACAAUGGAGGAUCGCGACACCCCUUUGUUUACUUUCGCAGCCCCAAAAAUCGGCCCAAUGGAGUAUACACGAAUGUACCUUAUCGAACAGGCCAGAGUCGACCAAGAAGGCGGCUCCAACCCUCUUCCCGCGCCGGAGAAGCGCUGGGCAUGGACAAGCGAGGAGGAAAACCUCCUCAUUAUCCCUCGAAUCCCACCAUCGGUUGAUCGUAACCAGUUCAAGCCCGCCCCCCACGGAUCUCCAUCGCACUACAUUAUUCCCAAAUCUGGUCCCUCGAAGAACGAACCGAACGAGCCAUUACCCAGUGUCGAGCAGGGAUCUGCUCGGAACGCGACGGUAGACGAGACUCCCGUGCUUCCAGAGAUUGACUUAGGUGACGACAACCCGUUCGCCGGCGUGUUUUCCAUUAGUGGAAGUAGCUCGUCGCCUUGGAGGCCUCGAGUCCCAAGCGCGUACCUAAGGAACAGGUACCAGGCUGGUCGACUAUCCGUACCCGAGCAACAAGCCAUUAUUCCUUCCCUUGUUUAUGCUAGCAGUGAGGUUGAAAAAAACCUGCACAUGGCUGGCCCCUCGAAGCAGAACUCAGGUCUAAGCGAGGUCAUUUAUAGCCCUGCAAACUAUUCUUCUCACAUCCCCAUCAAUUCCCAUCCCCUUUCUCACAACAGGCUUUAUCUCAAGAAGAGUGAAUCUGCAUUGUCACCCCUCCAUGCCAACAAGGAGCAAGACGGUGAAUCUACACCAACGAAUGUCAUUGAAAAGACUUUCAGCAACAAGAUCGCAAAAGGAGGAGACUGCUGUUCACUUACUACAGCCACCACGUCCUCCACAACCGUAUCUUGCAUGCAUGUCUGCGAGUUCCACAAACCCUCUGCUGAUAUGGAGUGUGGAGAAGAAGAGGAAUUGGGCAAUGACACCAUGGUAUCCCUGGAGCAGGAUAUAAGGAAACAACUGGGCGCUUUUGACUCAACGGAGUCCCUCAUAGGUUCUUUCUCCCCUGAACCUUCUGAUGAACCAAGUCGGCCAGGGACACCAGACAAGCCACGUCCUGACUCUCCUAUCCUAUCCCCUGCCCUAUUGAAAUACCUUUCUGGGCAAUCCCUUUCUCCACCGCCCACGAACAAACUUUUUGAAGCUCCUCGCCUGAGACAACUCAACCAGCCCAAGGAGGAAAACGGUUCCCCCUCAACGCCGCAAACAUCAACGAAGUUGGUCCAUUGUCACACUUCACCCACGGAGAAGACUCCAAUCCAACACAAGGCGGAGACUGAAUCCCCAUCCCCUCUUCCUCAAUCGAGUGGAGUGCUUGUCCUGACCCCUGCUGGUCUGAAAUACUUCCCCCGGCAGUCCCCUUACCCGCCGCCCACUAAAGAACUUCCCCCAGUGCCUCAGCGAGGACGCCCCAUCCAGCCAAAGCAGGAAGGCAGUUCCUCCUCGGCACCACAGAGAGCAACCAAGUCGGUGGAUUCCCACGUAUCGCUCACGCAGAACGUUCCAAUCCAGUACCAGGCGGAUACGGAUUCCCAAAUCCCUCCUCCUCGUUCGAGCGGAGCAAACCCACAAACCGACUCUGUUGUCACUCCCGCGCUCGAGAUUCGGAAAGCGAAGUCUCCACCAAACCAGUUCCCAACCAUCCCAAUCAUCACGGUGACACCACCACCCCCAACUGUUGCCAUGGCCUCACCACCCCCAAUUCCCCCCAAGAACCCUCUUCGAGGCCUGCGUGGUGGCAAUUCCCAGGUAAACAAAGACCUUCCCUCCGUCCUGCGCUCAGUUACGCCUGUCUACCUAACGACGUCGACUCCCGAAGCACGUCCUACUGUACGCCAUCUCACGGCUGAGGACGCCCUUAGAAUUAAGAGAGCACGCACCCAAAUCGCAUCUGCUAACAAACGCGAUUAUCAGAGCGGAACCAUGCCGAAGCACAAACCGGUGAAGGACCCGAAGGUCAACGAUGAGGAGUGCCGUCCUCUUCUCUCCCCGAAGAUCGAGGGUGAAGAAUCUGAGCCAAAGAAGCGGGAGGACCUGACUGCUAAUUCUUCCCCUGGACGAUCGGCCACCGUGGAGAACACUUCCGGUGAUAUCCUCGAGGUCACAAAGCGAAACUUCUCCAGGCAAGCCAUGGACCCCCUUCCAUCGCGCGGAUCGUCUUCCAAGUCAGCGAAGACGCCCGAAGAGGAUAGUGAUACGGAACACAACAUAGCGGCCACCGUGAAGAACAAUUCCGUUGAUAUGCACGAGGUCAUAAAGCGAGAUUUCUCCAUGAAAACCAUGGAGCCCCGUCCGUCAUCCGGACCGCCUCCCGAUGAUGGCAAUAUCGCUAUGGAUUGGAACAGAGUAGUCGCGUUGAUGAAUACCCUCCCAAAGAAGACUCCUGAAGAGGAGAGCGCUAUGGAACGCCACAGAGCGGCCAUGGCGAAGAACACUACUGUUGAUUUGCUCGAAGUCAUAAAGAGAGAUUUCCCCACGAGAUCCACGGACCCCCUUCCGUCCUCCGGACCGUCUCCUGAUGAGGGUAAUAUCGCUAUGGGAUGGAACAGAACGGCCAUGGCGAAGAAUACCGCCGGAUCGUCAUCCAAGCCAGCGAAGACUCCCAAAGAGGAUAGCGAUACGGAAUGCAACAGGGAGCCCACUGUGAAGAACACUACCGUUGAUAUGCUCGAGGUCAUAAAAAGAGACUUCCCCGUGAAAUCCACGGACACCAUUCCGUCGUUCGGAUCGUCUUCCAAGUUGGCGAACACUCCUCAUGGGGAUAGACCUCUGGAAUGCAUGAGAGCGGCCGCGGCGAAAAACCCUCCCGUUGAUAUGCUCGAGGUUAUAAAGCGAGAUUUCCCCUUACCCUCUGGGCAAGCCAAGGACCGCCUUCCGUCGUUCGGAUCGUCUUCCAAGUUGGCCAAGAACCCCGAUGAGGGUAUCACCGCCAUUGAACGUAACAGGGCGGCCACGGCUUGUGGAAUCAUGCAGGAACGCAAGGCCUUUUCGAGUAAACUCGUGGAUGACGAAGACGCCUUUAGUGAGGGAACAUCGCUUAGAAAGACGAAUGUGCUGUCCCGACCCGCCAAUCACCGACUCCGGGCUAAGAAUAAGCAGCCAGAAGGCCAGGGAAGCCAAGAUGCCGACGAGAUACUUUCCUUCGCGGAUCAUUUGGGCGCUGGUAACAAGGCCAACGGGUCGCAGAGAAUCCCGCUCCCCAAUGAAGCCCAGCCAAAGCCCAAACCCCAGCCCCAGCCGCUAAACCCCGCCGCCCUCGACCCCGCCGUCAGCUACGUCAUGGUAGCCGGUAAGGAUGGACAACCCGAGAUUCUCCCCCAAGACCAUCCCGGCGUCAAGUCUUACUUUGACUUCUCCGAUGAUGAUGACACGCCCCCCAAGUCCACCUUCAGGGAGAAACUGAACCAGAUCAAGGAGAAGGCCCACAAGAUUUCCGGUCGCUUCACUAAGCUUAGACUUUCUUCCAGCGAGCGUCGUAAGGAGAAGGAUGGCGAGGCCCGAGGACGGAUCGAGAACGUCCCUAAACGAUCCCAGACGCCUCAUGGACUCCGAUCGACCUCGGACGCCGAGAACCCGACUAAGCCGCGAUCCCGAUUCAUGAAUUUCCCCACUUUGAAGAUUGGUCGACGUCGUCCUCGUGGAGAUGACUUGACGGCUAUUUCCUCUUCGGCUCCGGCUUCGGCCCCGGGAUCGCCCCCUUUGCCUGCGGAUGGCGAGGCGCCCCCUGUUCCGGAGAUUCCUGAGUAUUACCAACGCGCCUUUUCAGGCUGGAAUGCGAUCAAGCUUCAUGCCACCGAGGCCAAUGAGUCCCCUUCCUGGCAGUAUGGGAAGAAGAUUGUCAAGCUAGAGUCUUCCAUGACCUUUAUCUGUUUGAUUCGGAGGGGUUCUAAGCCAAGCAUUCUGAGGACGGGGGAACUUUUCUCCAGCAGGAUAUGGGUGAAAGAUGUCCCCGUAGCCCUCGACUCUCAGGGAAUCACCCAACUCCCAGAGAGUAUAGACUCUCUGGAGGCGGACUUCCUCUCCUGUAGAACAUGGGUGGAGGAUGUCCUGAGCCCUCGUCUUGGCGAAUCAUCCAACUCCCAGAGAGCAUCGGUGAACUCUCUACAGAAGAACUUCAUCACUUGCGUACCCGUCUUCUACGCCGACCCCAAAUACCGCCCAAACCUCAUCAGCGCCGCCGAGGUAACCGACCCCCAAACCCCGAAUAUCCAAGCCGCCCUCAAGUCUAGGGCCGCCGCUCCCUCUCCACCUCCCUUGGCCCCCGUAUUAGCCACCCCACCAGAGCAGCUCGAUGAGCUGAGACUUCGCCUGAUCAAGGCCCGCGUUCAUACGAUAACCACGUUACAGCCAGGCCCAAACCUACCGGCGGCACUGGAAGAGAAGGCAACCAACUCGAAUCUAAGCCGACUGCCGCCUAUGGACGAGGAAUCGUUGACCCUUGUCAUUGCCGCCCACCGAGUCGCCCUCACGCCUUGUGCUAUGACAGAUGCCAUCGAAGACGAUGACGAACGUCAAAAGGCCGUCGCAUCGACCAGAAGGGCUUUUGCCCUUCCGCCAGUUGUGCCAGAGAACCCACCGCAGGAAGAGGACUUGUCCGAGGCCUGCAGGGCGUUGGGCCUCGACGAUUGGCGCAACCUUUCUCUUAACCCCGCUUGUCCUACCCGACGGUACUACCUUCUUCCCUGGAACGUCCGUACCCCCCUGCGCCAUACUCACGGAAGACCUGCCUUUCGGGGAACCGCUCGCAGGCGCCGUCCCGGCGGUUUCGCAGACUAUGAGGCAAAGGACUAUCUGGCUAUCUACGAAGUCAAGGUGCCGGCCCGCUCAGAAAUCCCCGAGGUGUAUAUGUAG
This is a messenger RNA of Scedosporium apiospermum, 5373 nucleotides long. RefSeq lists its product as uncharacterized. Lineage: Eukaryota; Fungi; Ascomycota; Sordariomycetes; Microascales; Microascaceae. The transcript is spliced from 11 exons. Bases 1 to 5373 code for a protein of 1790 amino acids. The record is from RefSeq and is a predicted model, not a curated record.